This is a messenger RNA of Tricharina praecox, 1013 nucleotides long. Its product is annotated as F-actin-capping protein subunit alpha. The transcript is spliced from 5 exons. Gene Ontology annotation, molecular function: actin filament binding. Gene Ontology annotation, cellular component: F-actin capping protein complex; actin cortical patch. Lineage: Eukaryota; Fungi; Ascomycota; Pezizomycetes; Pezizales; Pyronemataceae. Bases 102 to 938 code for a protein of 278 amino acids. Gene Ontology annotation, biological process: barbed-end actin filament capping; actin cytoskeleton organization. The record is from RefSeq and is a predicted model, not a curated record.
CGUGAACUCUCAUAUUAGCCCCUCCUCGCACCUCCCCAACAUCCACGCCGGACCCCCGAACAUCAACAUAUCCAUCCUCCGUUCAACCAGACACCUGCAUAAUGUCUACCGACGCAAUCAAGACUGUGUCCAGCUUCAUACUCGAUGCUCCACCUGGCGAGCUCCAAGACGUAAUCAGCGACGUCAAAUCACUCAUCGGCGGCGACGCGAGCAUCACCGCCAACCUUGCGCCCGCCGUGGAAACGUACAAUAAGGAGCAGCUCAUCAGCACGAAGCUACCGGGGGCCGGGGGGAAAUUGGUCAUUGUGUCAGAGUAUAAUGAUCUCGGGGAUGGAAGGUUCUAUGAUACCGAGGCCAAUAGCUCUUGGGCUUUUGACCAUAUUACGCAGAAAGCGUCGAGUGUGCAGAGCUAUGUGCUUGAGUCGAAGAAUGCCGACUUGAUCAAGUCACUCCUCAAAUCCCUGGCGCCUCACGUUUCCGAGCACUACCCUUCCCUCCCCGCCUACGGCGCAUACCCCUCCAACGAUGACACGACCGUCGCACUCGUAAUAACCGGCAACAAAUACAGCCCCGCGAACUACUGGAACGGCCGCUGGCGGAGCAUCUACAACUUCGACCCGUCCACGAACACUCUCACUGGCGAGCUGAAAGUAGACGUCCACUACUACGAAGACGGCAAUGUGCGAUUGCUUACCACUCAUGCGGUCGACGUCGAGGUUCCCGGCGGCAGCGCCACAGACGUGGUGAAGGCCAUCGCGAAAAAGGAAAAGGAGUACCAGGAGAAGCUGAAUGAUGCGUUUGGACUCCUUAGUGAGGGUGCGUUCAAGAGUCUGAGGAGGCAACUCCCCAUUACCAGGCAGAAGAUCGAUUGGGACAAGAUUGGGAGCUACAGGCUUGGACAGCAGGUCGGCCUGUUUCCUACGCAUGAACAAUCGUAGAACGGUAAGUGGAGGCGCAGGACGAGAUGGUGGUAGGGGAGAAAGGCGGAGGGUUCGCUAUGCCUAAUAAUGGAU